Messenger RNA from Leishmania braziliensis MHOM/BR/75/M2904, 1989 nucleotides. RefSeq lists its product as hypothetical. The transcript has a single exon. The record is from RefSeq and is a predicted model, not a curated record. The annotation marks the transcript as partial. NCBI's taxonomy places the organism in Eukaryota, Euglenozoa, Kinetoplastea, Trypanosomatida, Trypanosomatidae.
AUGACUGUGUCGCACCAGUGCGUCCGCAUCUCGCUCUUUCAAUGCACACCGCUCUCUGACACCAACUUCUACCAAGCCUAUCGUACAUCGCAGGCAGACGGGAGGUUUGCGGCCAAGCAGCCUUUGCUUCGCAGCCGCGCGGCCGACUACCGCGGUGAUGUGCUGAUCCCCUUGGCGUCCAUUUCCUCGUCGCCUCAGCAGUCACUGAACAGCGAGGCAACGAGCGUGACGCUUCACCAGCUUCGUAUCGGGCUGGAGGCGCGUUUAUCGAACUACUGUGUUCUGCAUGUGCCGGCUGCUCGCACACGGUCCUUUGUAGAGGAACACCGGCUCACACCGUCGCACGUGUCCCUGUCGCCGGCUGCUGCCGAGUCGUGCGCCCCAAAGGACGUGCCACUGCUCUCGCGCGCCAACGAGGGGCAGAACGGAAACACUUGCGAAGGGCCGCUGUCGUGCCUCUCCGACAGGGUGCAGUUCCUCUGCUGUGCUAGCUGCUCUUCCUCCGUGGUCGCAGAAGCAGCGGCGGUUUCACGCAAAGUCCCCACUGUUCGAAGCGCCCCACCUGGACUGCCUCCAGGUGCAUCUGACGGAACCCCUAACGCACCCUGGAUUCGCAUUAACCAGCUGCAACGCAUGGGGAUUCGCAGCAGUGACGCGACUCUGCAGACGCCAUUGCCACCGGUAUCCAUUCCGCCUCCAGCGAGUCAUGCACCCAUGCGGACUGUGGAAGAGUGGAUGCUGCAGCAGCACGAUUCAAUGGAUGUAUUUCUCACGUCUGCCGAGGCCGCGUCGGCUGGUGCCGUAGAUGCAGAGAGUGACAGCACAGGAGGUGUAGUGGAGGGAGGCGCGUGUUACGCAGCCUUUUUCAGUCUAACGAUGCUUCCUGCAGCUGAACGGGCAAAGAAGCUCAUGCUGAGUCUUGCUCAAUCCCCGGAGCCGGCAGCCACAACGUCAGCGCCGCAGUCUCUGGCUGCCUUUACAGUGCGCGCACACCACCACACUCUUCGCAUGGGCUUACCACCACCGACGUCGGCCGGCAAGGAUGACGCAUCCAAGACACUACUGAACCCACCGACCCUGCGCGAGGUCAUCAUCGACCGUUUGCGCUUGCAGCGCGGUGUUCACGUCAAGCGCCUCCUUGAUCCUAUGUCAGGGGCGGCAGUGCUCCCCUGCGAGAGUGCAGCAACGCUGCUAGCUGCACAGAUUGUGGGACUCGAGGCUGAAUGUAGCGCUCCGCCGGCUGCGCACAGUAAGCAGGAGGAUGAAGUCACGCAGCGACUAGCCCCUCGAUCGCUGUUGGAGGCGCCGCAACAGUCGUCUUCUGCAUCCACCAGGCCCAGAGCCAGUGGGCCACGAGCAGAGACUGCAUCCGACCUCUUCAACCAUCUUGUCGGCCUUCGCGCGCAUUACCAUGCUGAUAACUACUACUACGAUGGCGCUGAUGCCUCUGGCUGGGCAGAGAAGCGUACGCUUAUCUCGAUGAGCGAGCUUCCCAGCGAGUCAGAACUACGGCUAACCUUCCCGGCGAGUUUAGGCUCCAGUCAGACGCCGUUGUACUCCUCUACGCGACUGUCGACUGCUUCAUCCGGUGCUGCUUCGUCUUUGGUGUUGUCUUCGACAGAGAACAGCAGCUCUCUCCCCAUACCGUUCCUCCAGGAGGAUGCCCUACGCGCUGUGAUACCAGGGCCAUCUGAUAGUGUAGGGUUCACGGGCAAUUCAGCAAGAAUGGAACCUCACACAAGCACGGAAACGAGUGUUGAUGUCCAAGAGCAAUAUGGAAGCCGAGCCGGGAAGGUUCCUAGUGACCAGAGCGGCUCUUCAACUUUUCUCCCCCUCCUCAAUGUGGAGGCAGAGACGGCGCCGCUGUCGCCUGUGGAGGAAAAACUCGAGGGGAUGCGCGACUCCUUGUGCGACAUGAACGAUGUGUUAUCUACGAGGACGAGGAGACGGUCAUGGGUGUUGAUUUCCCAGCAACGGGGGUCGCAUAAA